CGGGAGGAGCCGCCGCGCCCCUGCCCAGCCCGGCCGGGCCAUGAAGACGGAGAAGGACGAGGCCGUGGCCGCCUUCUCCCUGCGGGGGAAACCCGCGGAGGGGGCAGGCUGCAGUGACCCGGCCCUGCCCGGUGCCCCCAGGCCGGGCAGCGGAGCGGCCCCGGGCCCGGAGCUGCGGCCGCUGAAGCGCAGACCUGUCCCAGGGAAACACCACCAGUGCUCGAGCUACGGCUGCAAGCUGGCCUUCCCCAGCAUGCAGGAGCUGAUGGACCACCUGAAGGUGCACUACAGACCCACGCAGUCCCUCGAGGGCAAAACCUUCCGGUGCCCCACGCUGGGCUGCCCCGAGACCUUCCCCAGCAUGCAGGACCUCAUGGCCCACAUGAAGGCGCACUACAAACCGAACCGCUACUUCAAGUGCGAGAACUGCCUGCUGCGCUUCCGCACGCACCGCUCCCUCUUCAAGCACCUGCACGUCUGCUCCGACAGCUCCGGCGGCCCCGCGCCGCCCCCCAAGCCCGACAAAGCCGUCCUGCCUCCCGCUACCUGUGGGCCGGAGAAGGAGCCCCCGGCCAAGCCCCCCGAGGGGCCGCCCAAGCUGCCGAGCGCUCUGCGGCCCCCGGAGAAGGAAGCGGCGGGCGCGGACACUGCCCCGGCGGCGCUGCCCGGCUCGCUGGAGCCGCUGCCGCUGGUGUCGCCGGGUCCCCACCGCUUCCCGCUGCUGGAGCCCGGCCUCUUCGGGCCCCCGUCCUUGACUCGCUUCUCGGGGCCGCCGCCGUCCUCGGUGGCCGGGCCGUUCGUGCCCUACGCGCCCCCUUCGCCCUUCGGGCUGCCGCAGCCCCCGGCUCAGCACCGCCUGCGGCCCUUCCUGCCGGGCCACGGCCCCGCCAGCGUCUCCAACGCCGUCUGGAAGAAAAGCCAAGGUGUGAGUGUCAGCCCACUCCUCCCAUGCUUUGGCUCAGGAGUGACUCCAGGGCACUCCUCCAACAGCCGCAUCGUGUGGGAGCACACGCGGGGCCGCUACAGCUGCACGCAGUGCCCCUUCUCGGCCGCCUCCCGCGAGGAGAUGACCCUGCACAUCGAGGACCACCGCAAGAACCCCCCGCCCCCGCGCCUGGAGGCCGAGAUGGAUUUCGGGGUGGGCCUCGCCCCGUUCCACACCAAGCUGCCGCCGGAGAUGGAGAAUUCCCUGUACUCGCAGCUUUGAUGCCCUCGGCUCCCACGGGACUCUCCCGCACCUCCCCGGGGGCACAGCACAGCCCCGGGACAGGAGCCCCCCUCCCUGGGGACAGGAGCACCCCCAGCCCAGCCCGGGGUGCCACAGGGGCAGACGUUCCCCCUGGAAUUUCUCCCCUUUUUUUAUUUUUGGGAACUCUCCGGCGCCCGGAACCCCUGUAUCUCCCUCCCUUGAAGGUUUUGUCGCUUCAGCCCCGGGGGCUCUGCGGGAGCCCGGUAGGUUCUCAGGAGUUAGCGGACAUCUCUGGAAUGAGAUCUCGGAACAAUAAACGGGAAUUGUACAGGAGAGGCUCUGUGGGUCCCAGUGGGGAGCGGGGCUGGCACU
This is a messenger RNA of Hirundo rustica (Barn swallow), 1561 nucleotides long. It is a transcript of the gene ZNF414, whose product is annotated as zinc finger protein 414. NCBI's taxonomy places the organism in Eukaryota, Metazoa, Chordata, Aves, Passeriformes, Hirundinidae. The coding region runs from base 41 to 1207 and encodes 388 amino acids. The transcript is spliced from 8 exons. The record is from RefSeq and is a predicted model, not a curated record.